Molecule: messenger RNA, 642 nt
Organism: Aspergillus melleus
Lineage: Eukaryota; Fungi; Ascomycota; Eurotiomycetes; Eurotiales; Aspergillaceae
Gene: ras1
Product: Ras family protein
Exons: 4
Coding region: 1-642 (213 amino acids)
Biological process (GO): signal transduction
Cellular component (GO): plasma membrane
Molecular function (GO): GTPase activity; GTP binding; GDP binding
Source: RefSeq, a predicted model, not a curated record
AUGGCUUCAAAGUUUCUACGAGAAUAUAAGUUGGUGGUCGUUGGAGGUGGUGGUGUCGGAAAGUCUUGCUUGACGAUUCAAUUAAUCCAGAGUCACUUCGUGGAUGAAUAUGACCCGACAAUCGAAGAUUCCUACCGCAAGCAGUGUGUUAUCGACGAUGAGGUCGCUUUGUUGGACGUGUUGGAUACGGCCGGACAGGAAGAAUACUCGGCAAUGCGUGAACAGUACAUGCGAACCGGAGAAGGUUUCCUUCUGGUCUACUCGAUAACAUCCCGCCAAUCCUUCGAAGAAAUUAUGACCUUCCAGCAACAAAUUCUCCGCGUGAAGGACAAGGACUACUUCCCUAUCAUCGUCGUUGGAAACAAGUGUGAUCUAGAGAAGGAGCGGGCUGUGACGGAACAAGAGGGCGAAGCUUUGGCUCGUCAAUUCGGCUGCAAAUUCAUUGAAACGUCGGCGAAAUCCCGUAUCAAUGUUGAAAACGCCUUCUACGACCUUGUCCGUGAGAUCCGUCGCUACAACAAAGAGAUGUCGUCGUACCCAUCAGGCUCGGGCGCAUUCGGUUCCCGCGCCCCCGAAGGCAAGAUGGACGUGAGCGAGCCCGGCGACAACGCCGGCUGCUGUGGAAAGUGUAUUGUUAUGUAA